This is a messenger RNA of Lotus japonicus, 1446 nucleotides long. RefSeq lists its product as uncharacterized. Lineage: Eukaryota; Viridiplantae; Streptophyta; Magnoliopsida; Fabales; Fabaceae. The record is from RefSeq and is a predicted model, not a curated record. Bases 97 to 621 code for a protein of 174 amino acids. The transcript is spliced from 3 exons.
UCUGAAUGAAUGGUUCAUAUUGGUAGUUGCCUUUGACCAAAAAAACAAUAUUGGUGGUUUCUCCCUGUCUCUGUUAACCUCUCUACACUGUCUACGAUGACAACCUUGAAUCUGGGUCAGCCCAUGAUUCUGCGUCCACGCUUCACUUGUUUCAACUCAUUGACCACCUAUCCCUUCACUGGAACACCCUCUUCUCUGACUCACCACCAUGUUUCUUCUUCACCAAUUCUUCAUCACACUCGUACCAAUUCCCCCACUCUGGUCAGGUCCCAUCCUCAUCCAUUCCCAGAACCUGAAGACCAAGUUGAAGACCUUAGGGUUCCUGACCAAUGGUUAGCCCCAAACAUGGCCUUGCAGGAAUCAGAGUGGCUUAGGGUUACUUUACAUAAAUGGUUGGAUGAUGAGUACUGUCCAGAGGAAACCAAUGUUGAGAUAAGCAGAGUUGCUGCCAAAACGUACUAUAAUUGUUUGCUGCAGAAGCAAACAGACUUGGGAGGGAUUUUGUUGAAGAUGGCCCGUGAAUUGGAGUCAAUUUCUUAUAAGGAAAGUUUUCAUGGGGCAUUCUCAUCAGCUAAUGCUGCUAUUGACCUCAUUGCCCAACGGGAAACUCAAGAUUCUUAAAAGAUGUGAAACCUCCAUCCACAACCAAAUUAUGCCCACUAACAUACUUGGCAUCAUCAGAUGCAAGAUAAAGUGCAGCGUCGGCAACAUCACUGGGUUCACAAUUUGCUCCCUUAAGGACACCGGUAUUAUGAACAAUGUCUACAAGCUUCUGAGCAUCAAGAUGUGGAUAAAUGUGACUCAUUUCAUCCAUGACAAAAGAAGUAGGUAUAGCAAUGGGUGAUAUGCAAUUGACUCUGAUUCCAUGCCUACACAGCUCUGAAGACAGAGAUUUAACAAUGCCUAUGACUGUAAACUUGGAGAUUGAGUAUGUGUGCUGAGCCAACCCUCCCAUCACUCCAGUGACACUGGCUGUGCAGAGAAUGGACCCGGCUCCACGCGGGAUCAUUACGCGCGCUGCGUGCUUGAUGCCCGCCAUAACCCCACGAACAUUUAUAUCCAUGACUCUGUCAAAAGAUGCCAGGUCCAGAUCAACAAUGCUUCCAGGAGUUCUGCAGGGUACUCCUGCAUUGUUGUACAUGAUAUCAAGCUGUUUGUAUUCAGAAAUAGCAAACUCAACAGCAUUGGAUAUAUCUGACUCUUUUGUGACAUCACAUGUUAUGAAGGUGGCAUUAGGUCCUAGCUCUUUCGCAGUCUCUUGGCCAAGUUUUUGUUGGAUAUCAGCAAUAAUAACCUUGGCUCCAUUGUUGAUAAAUUUUGUUGCUGCAGCUUUUCCUAUUCCACUAGCUGCCCCGGUGAUCAAUGCUACCUUGUCUUGUAGCUUCCUGAAUCACCACAUCAAAAUUGAACUAAAAGCAUAAACAACAAAGAUCUUUUUUUAUAACA